Molecule: messenger RNA, 582 nt
Organism: Strongylus vulgaris
Lineage: Eukaryota; Metazoa; Nematoda; Chromadorea; Rhabditida; Strongylidae
Source: the annotation of a GenBank genome assembly
AUGAAAAGGCGGUGGGAUUUGAGCUAUAUAGAGCUGAGGGAUAAACUCGAAAAAUGGGGAAAGAAGUACGGAGUAGAGGAUAAAGUGGCACAGUUUAUAGAGGAGAUGGAGAAAGGCAGACAUGAACACUAUGAGAAAUUCACGAGUUUGAUAGCGAGGCUACCUAUUCUCAGCAAAGAGUUUAUAAGCAUCGUGGAGAAUCGCAAUAAAACUCUAAAUGAGUUAAAGGCUGAAAGAAACACAUUUCUAUCUGAACAUGAGCUGGAUAAAGUGGCACAGUUUAUAGAGGAGAUGGAGAAAAGCAGACAUGAACAUUAUGAGAAAUUCACGAGUUUGAUAGCCAGGCUACCUGUUCUCAGCAAAAAGUUUAUAAGCAUCGUGGAGAAUAGCAAUAAAACUCUAAAUGAGUUAAAGGGUGAAAGAAACACAUUUCUAUCUGAACAUGAGCUGGAGUACAAAAUAAUGUCAUAUGCUUGGAAAUUGGCAAAUAGGCCAAGGAGGCUGCGACGAAGAGUCGGACGAGAUUCGAUACCCUGGGCUGGCAUGAAAGAGUCUUCUGCAGUACUCGCAGAAUUCUUUUAA